AUUUUUUAAUUGCACAUUUACUUUCAUAAAGUUAUGCUAACUCCAGUUUUUAAAGUAAUUUUUAUUGUUAUUGUAUUCUGGCGCCAGUUUUCAAAUACACUGAAGCGCGGAAAAAUAUUCAAAUUUCAAUGUUGAAGGUACGACAUAGCGUAAUAAUGAAUGCUUAUCGUUUGGAGUGUAAAGAUGUUUUUUAUCAGUCUACGCUGGACAGUCUACUUAUCAGUAAUAAGGUGUUCAGCUUUCUAUAUCAAGGAAUAUAAUUAGUUUUUAUUAUAUUCUACUUUCAAUUUAGUAGACGGUAUACGCGUUACAGUUUUCACUGAAGUCUUUAUUUUUUAUCGAGUGUAAAUAUCGUUCUAAAACUGCGCCUUUCACAUACCUUCUUAUUCUUCCUCGUUUCGACUUGAACCCAUACUGCUGUAUCAUCGUGUAGCGAUUUCUCUCGCUUAAAAACAAUUUGUUUCCUGUCAAUGUAUUACAUGUUGCUACUUUUCAUUUAAAAAUUGAGAAACAAUUAAAUGAAAUAAGGUGAUUAAUAGUCUAUAAACUUUUAUAUCGCACAGGCAACGUGUUUAGUAGAAAAAAAUCUUGUCUCUAUCAGACACACGAUAUGCUUUUCAUGUUGCAGACACAACUUCCUGUAAUUAUUCGCAAGUUUCUUUCAUUUUCUUGGACAAGUGAUCGUUCCCUUAAUAUCUUACGUAAAUGUAAUAACGAUCAAAUUGACCAGUCUGCUAAGAUAUACAUAGUACAAUAGCGAAAUUAAAUAAGGAGACAGUCAGGAAACGAAUAUCAAAUUUGUGAGAACUUGUUACAACGGAUACAUUCAGUAUAAUCACCCUGCUGCCAUUGUUGAUGAUUUUUCUUCUCUGUCCACGUAAGAAUGUUCAUUUAUCCUGAUUAUACAGCCGGAUACAAAUAAUAAUAGUUGAUGCAUGAUUUGCUCGCUUUCCAUUCGAACUAUUCGGAACGUAAGGUUUCUGAAUUGAACUAAUGAUUUUACCAUGCAUUUUACUUGAUCGCUAUUUUUAAAGAUCAAUUUUCUUUUUAUUUCCCUAACACGAUAAUCACCACUUCCUUUUUAUGCCCAAUUGUAGGAGAUAAGGACAUACAAUUCCUGACGACAUUUAACACAUACUCAAGACGAGCUUACUCAGGGCAAGAGUCAUCAUCAGAAACAGAGAUCAUUGAAAUCAUCAAGGAAUUUCCAUCUAAACCAGGGAUGAGCAACCUUUUUUUACAACGGGCCGGUUAUAAAUUUAAAAAUGUUAUGCGGGCCACGUGUAAGAAACUUAUGAUAAUACAAACACUGAAUGAUGAACUCAUAUUAUCUGUUUAUUAAUAAAAUAAGCAUAAUUUUUGGAAAUGAUGACAUCAGUGCCUAUCUAUGAUGUCGGCAUCAUUUCCAAAAAUUAAAUUAACACGCCUAGGGUACAAUGAGGCUGCAGAACAUUAAGAAUUUUUAAAAGUCAAAAUGUAAAAUCUUUGAAGAGCCGCACGAGAAAGUGGCAUGCGGGUUGCUCAUCCCUGAUCUAAACAAAACUUAUUAACCGCAAGAUUUUCCACAAAACAUGGAUAAAUUAAAAUGGGACACUCCGUAUAAAUAGAUUUCCAGAUAGGAAAAGUGUGAGUCUUUCGCAAUCGCACUUCGUUCUACAUUCGUUUUUACUCAAUUUGCACGAAUCGUUACCAGUUUUCCAUUCGAACUGGCAAGCCUAACGAGCCUUAAGUUAUGUCAUUAAAUGAAAUGUCUAUAAUUAUGCUGUCCACGUUCGGUUAAACGGGAAUAGGGAAAAUAUGAAAACAAUCGAGCACGAUUUUUAUCGAGCAGACCUGGCUAUUCAUUAUUCCAAUGGAUACGAUUGCAUUUCACUGGAAUGAGUGCUUUCAUUAGCCUGCUUCGACUUAAGAGCACGUGGAUAAAACGACACGUUCUUGUUCCUCUCUUGCAGAGUAUUUUGGUAUAAAACAACGUAUGAAUUUCGGUCGCGUUUUACUCGUCUGCCUUUUGUGAGGGCAACCGAGGAAAGUGAGUCAACGAUAUGAUUGGCAAUUUUCCAGGAUGUACAGUGAAUUUUAAAACAUGGGACAGGAAAAUGAAGAAUAGACGUCUUCGUUAAUAUUUGAUGAAUUUUUGUAAGUUUAAAGAACGAAGAAUCACUGUUGAAUUUUGGAGAAAUAUAAUAACGAAGCGGUCAACGUUCUCCCGUAAAGGUAAAAAGGUGGGAGUCGGUAUAAAGAGAGGAAAUACUCGAUGGCGAUGGCCAGUGAGUUCAGUGAGAGUGCCGUGAUCCUUUUACCGAUCUACCGUGAAAGUCAACCAUGAAGAUCCUGCCACUGGUCGUCCUCUGCUGUUGUUCCAUCCUCGUCCUCUCGGAGAGCAGAGAAUCCAGCAAAGAAGAUUUAUUAUCUCGAGCCUCGGCUCAGCUGGAACGCCUGGCACCGUAUAGAAGGACCUCGACAGAACAGAAAGCAUCCAACGAACAGUGGCAAUUGCUGGACAAUGCCUCCAAGGAUGCGAAUAGAAUAUUGAGAGAACAACGUACAGCCUUUGAAAUUUACAAACUUCUCCCGGAGAAAAUGCAGAUUGAUAUCGCGAAGAGGAUCGGCGCUGAUCGAGCUACCAUCGAGCUCCUAGGUGAUCCAAAAUACAUUGAGAUGAUGCAGGAUAGGAUCAAGAGAUCAGGAUCCAAACGCGAUUAUAGCGGACCCGAGGAAUACGAUCAUCCUCCGGACGGGUAUCAUUACGGAGGAUACGAUACUGAUCAUGGAGAACAUCACGAAUCUUCAGGAUCCGAUUCUGGAGGUAUCCUGAAAGGAUCCGGGAGCUUGAUCGGCGGUAUAGCCAAUGGUAUAAUCGGUGGUCUUGUCAGCGCCUCCAGCAGCGCGUCGAAAGGAUCAUCCUCGGUCUCUGCUUCGAGUGCAUCGUCCAGCUCUUCCUCGAGCUCGGAUUCGGGCCAUAAAAAACCGGAAUACGGGCAUACCUAUUCGGUAACUAUGUAGCCAUUCGAAUGUUAUUUUCCGGGUUCGAGACACGUUCGCUUUUGGCUAGAAUCAGAGAGAAAAGAAGGGGAAUUCCAUCACUUGUCUUCACUUUAUGAGAAAACACUAACUUAAAAUCUUCUUCCUUUACAAAUAAAGAAUAUGGACAAACAUGGCAGGUGGUGGGACACUCCUCUCUCUACGCUUCCUUUUAACUAAGCAAACCCUAUGUCGCAAGCAACCAUUCAUGAAAUAACCCAUGAUCUUGAUGUAAGAUCAAGGACCAAAUAUUUUUCGCGAGUGAAAGCGAAGAAAGUUCAUAUAUAUUGAAAUAACGCAAGAAUACUUUCACAAAAAAAGGUCAAGGCGAACGAGAUGAUUGUAAAAACAUUCAAUUUCGAUCCUGUAAACGAACCCGCCACGAAAUUCAACUGUAUUCGCCCUCCGAUAGCGAUACAUUAGAGUAGAAACGAUAGAUCAAUGUAUUAGCUGCACGAAAGGAAAUAAUUAUCUGGGUCGUCAAGGUUGCAAUUAAGGAGGGAAAUCUUAGCUGGUUCUCGUCUUCUUCGAACGCCUCUAUGAAAUCAUAGAAUCUUUCAAACAAGUAUUUCACGGUAAAAAUUUACAAACGUCAUUGUUUCUUUUUUUGAAGUAAAAGUAUAACUUUUACUCUUGUAGGAUCCGGACGAACUGGUCCGUUGAUACAGAUUUUUCGAAACGAUUAUUCGCUUCACGAAUACCCCCUGCUGGAAUUUGUAAUUUGCGAAUCAUAAUUAUUCCGUAGUCAUCGAUACGAAACAGGUCGACCGUGAUAUGUUAUCAUCAAUGGGUCGAACUUGUCGCCGACUGAAUUUUGCUUUGCGUACGACAGAGUGACCCACCAAUGGGUCACUGGAUGCUACGUCGACGUGGCCCACUGAUGAUGGGUCUUUAGUAUAUUAAAUCUGAAAAAUUAUUAAACAAAUUCUUUAUGAUUCUCUUUCACUAUUGUUGCUGUUCUACACAUGUCGUUAUUAUCAACGCAAGAAUGAUAAUUAAAGAAAAUAUUUCAUGGGCGUUAAUGAUCAACUAAGUACCAGCUAGAUAAGUACCAAAAGCACUUACAAAGAUUACACUUAAGAUACAAGUAGUGUUAACGUUAGAAUAAAUAGAAGCAGCUUGUACCAAACAAUCUUUGAAUAUUCAAUAAAGUAUAAAUGAAAUUUCAUUGCAAUCCGAA
Messenger RNA from Osmia lignaria (orchard mason bee), 4201 nucleotides. RefSeq lists its product as uncharacterized. The record is from RefSeq and is a predicted model, not a curated record. NCBI's taxonomy places the organism in Eukaryota, Metazoa, Arthropoda, Insecta, Hymenoptera, Megachilidae.